AACCUGUUCUUGUUCAGAUGGAACCUGUUCGUCGUCGUGCCUUUGCCGCUUCGCUGCGGGUUGACAAAGAUCUGUACCCUCUCCCUCUGGUACUGACCUUUUCCUUUUAUUAAAAGCCCUUCGAACAAGCGACACCCCCGACACCGCCACUAAAAAACUAAUCUCUACUACAAGUGAUGAUAUCGCCACUUGCGAUAUGAUCAGGUAGCGUUCUAGAAAAAACGCAAAAACCCUUGCCCUUCCCAAUCGCAAGAAUAGAAGUCCCCGGGCACCCCGUGAUCUUGGAGCCCUAGCGGCUGCCCCCUUCUUCUCCGUCUCCGUUCACGUUUGAGUUCUGCGGCGGCCGUCGAGUCUUCAUCAAAGGCUCAAUAACCCCCUGCCCCUUCCUCUUCUUCGUCUCCGUUCCAGAUUAAUUGGAGCGGCAGGAACACUGUUUUCCAAGGCAAUUGCAGCGGCGGACACACACUCUGUUCCUCUUUCUCCACCGUCUCCAUUCCGCCGGCGGCGUGAACACAGUGUUCCAAGAUUCUGUCUGCUCCCAACUGGAGCCAAAGAAAAUCGACAGACAGCUCACUAUACGAGAUGCCGAAACAUGGGAGCAGUAGCAGGAAAGGCAGAUCUCCAAGAAGGAGGAGAAGAUCAGAAGAAUCCAGUUCUGCUUCUGAGGAAGAGAGUGGCCACAACCGGCACAAGAAGAGGUCUUCAAGGGAGAUAACUGAGGAAGAAAUUUCUGAGUAUUUGGCCAAGAAGGCCCAAAAGAAAGCACUCAGUGUUGCUAAAAAGUUAAAGUCACAGACAGUUUCUGGUUAUUCAAAUGACUCGAAUCCUUUUGGUGAUUCCAACCUCAAUGAGAAGUUUGUGUGGAGAAAGAAAAUAGAGCGUGAUGUUUCACAAGGACAACCACUUGUGACGUAUUCAGUGAAAUCAGAGAAAAAGAAACAGAAAGAAAGGAUGGCGGAGAUUGAGAAAGUGAAGAAGAGAAGGGAGGAGCGAGCAAUUGAGAAAGCAAAAUAUGAAGAGGAAAUGGCGGUGCUGGCUAGAGAACGUGCUAGGGCUGAGUUCCAUGACUGGGAAAAGAAGGAAGAAGAGUUUCAUUUUGAUCAAAGCAAAGUCAGGUCAGAGAUUAGAUUGCGCGAGGGGCGUAUAAAACCCAUUGAUAUUCUCUCCAAGCAUCUUAAUGGUUCAGAUGACUUUGACAUUGAGAUUAAUGAACCAUACAUGGUCUUCAAGGGUUUGACAGUGAAGGAAAUGGAAGAGCUUCAUGAUGACAUAAAAAUGCACCUGGAUUUGGAUAGAGCAACACCAACACACAUAAAAUUUUGGGAGGCAUUAAUGGUGGUUUGUGAUUGGGAGCUGGCUGAGGCUCGGAAAAAGGAUGCCUUAGAUCGUGCUCGGGUACGGGGACAGGAACCACCAGCUGAAUUGCUUGCUGAGGAAAGAGGUUUGCACUCUAGCAUUGAAGGAGAUGUCAAGAAUGUCCUGGAAGCGAAGACUUGCAAUGAACUAGAGGAAUUAGAAUCACAGAUUGACUCAGGGUUGCGUUCUGGCACUGCCAAGGUGGUUGAGUUCUGGCAGGCUGUUCAGAAACACCUUACAAUAUAUAAGGCAAAGGCUCUUCUAAAGGAGAUUCACGCUAAUCUAUUGCAUAGACAUCUCCAACGUCUGGAGCAACCUUUGGAAAGUGAGGAAGACGUGGAAGGAGAUCAUGAACUAAAUCCUCAAGAGGGCGUCAUUCAUGAUGUGGAGGAUGUUCAACCUUAUUCUCCUGAGCCCCUGAUCAUUGAAGAGACUUGUGAGCCUGAAGAAGAAGCUGGUUCAUUUUCACCGCAACUGUUGCAUGGGGAUGAAAAUGAAGAAGCAGUUGACCCUGAAGAGGAUAGGAUUGAACUGGAAAGAAAAAGAGUUGCUGUACUAGAAGAACAGCAAAGACGGAUUCGGGAAUCAAUGGCAUCAAAACCAAGUUCUUCAGAAGAUAACUUGGAGCUGAAAGCCAUGAAAGCUAUGGGUGCUAUGGAAGAAGGGGAUGCAGUAUAUGGCGCUGGUGCUGAAGUCAACCUGGAUUCGCAAGUGUACUGGUGGCAUGAUAAAUACCGUCCAAGGAAACCGAAGUAUUUCAAUCGGGUUCACACUGGCUAUGAGUGGAACAAAUACAACCAAACCCACUACGACCAUGACAAUCCACCUCCAAAGAUCGUACAAGGUUACAAAUUUAAUAUUUUUUACCCAGAUCUUGUUGACAAAACAAAAGCUCCUGUGUAUACCAUAGAAAAGGAUGGAAGCAGUGGUGAGACAUGCCUUAUCAGAUUUCAUGCUGGUCCACCUUACGAAGACAUUGCAUUCCGGAUUGUGAACAAAGAGUGGGAAUAUUCCCACAAGAAGGGUUUCAAAUGCACAUUUGAGCGGGGCAUUUUGCAUGUCUAUUUUAACUUCAAACGCUAUCGUUACCGCAGAUAAGUUAAAACAGGCCUUGGUGUGUGCUAUGUCAAGCUAUACUCAUGUAUGCAUUUUAUUACUUGAAGGAGGAAAGCCAGUAAACCCAGAAUGUGAAGCAAGGCGAGGGGAAAAUAGUCCACUUUGCUCGAAAGGUCCAUCUGGCAACAAGCUUGAAAGUCCAGGUACACAUCACAGCAUCCUUAGCGCUCCGAGGGGUUACCAUCCAUUAUAACUGGGUGCUUAUAUUGGGCUCCGCUCCAUCUUCUGAUUUAGGAUCAAGAGGGCGUAGAGCAAAUAACCGCAGGUUUCUUCUAAGAUUUUCACCGAUGGACAAUAUUUAUAAUCCUUGAAAGUAUAGAGCAGGCAGACUCUAAUUGCCCAAGAAUCAGAAUGCCCGAUAAUAAUUUACAGUGAAAUAUGGAUUGGAUCAAGUAAGGAGCCAUCUAUAUUAGUUCCCUGUGAAAUGUAAAAUAUUGCUGCAAAUCGAAGUCAAUGGAACACAUGUUGCACAGGUCACAAAAUUGGUCUGGUUUAUACAGAUAUGACAUUUAGUCUCGAUUCACCAA
Macadamia integrifolia is the source of this 2999-nucleotide messenger RNA. RefSeq names its product cactin. Gene Ontology annotation, molecular function: protein binding. Gene Ontology annotation, biological process: mRNA cis splicing, via spliceosome. Gene Ontology annotation, cellular component: cytoplasm; spliceosomal complex. The transcript has 16 exons. Bases 583 to 2454 code for a protein of 623 amino acids. Lineage: Eukaryota; Viridiplantae; Streptophyta; Magnoliopsida; Proteales; Proteaceae. The record is from RefSeq and is a predicted model, not a curated record.